AGAGGCUUCCGUGUGGUGUGACGUUGCCGCGGUGGGAGGGACUGAGGCGCUCGCGCGCCGGUCUGAGAGAAUCCGAGCGUCCUCCGCGUACCAGCAGCGGCUCGUGCGCGGUGUUGGAGGGUAUCAGUCUGCCUGUGACUCUCCAAAGAUUGAAGGCCCAGCUCUUGUCGGUAAUGAUGACAAAGAGGCGGAUAAUGAUGACUGAUUUGCGGCCUGUCCCUCUUUUGGCCAGCAGUUUUGUGUGAGGGGUCAGGAGGGCCGUGGAACUAAACUGGAGGGUCUCCAAAGGACAGGGCAGCAGAGAAGAUGUCUGCAAACACACCUACCUCAGCCCCGCCCCCUAAAAAGAGCAGGGGGAAGCAGGAGGCUCUGGAGGUAGCCAAUGAGGAGCUGAAGACCAAACUGACUGACAUACAAAAUGAGCUGCAGCAAGAAAGGAUGAAGGUGUGUAAGCUGCGGGAACGGGUACAGGAGCUGCGUGGCCAGCGGGACGCUGAACAGCACAAGCACUCAGUGAUGCUAACGGAGCUGCGGGUGAAGCUGCAUGAGGAGAAGCAGCGGGAGGUGGCGACAGCGAGAGAGACACUGUGCCGACAGCAUGAAGCCGAGCUGUCCCGGGCCAACCGCCUGCGUGAGGCCGAGAUGACCCGCCUGCAGACCCUGGUCAGUGUGCUGCGGGACGGGGCCAGUGCAGAGCUGAGGAGCGCCCUGAAGGAGGAGGCCCGUGAGGAGGCACGCAGGAGCCACGAGGCAGAGAAGCUAAAACUGGCGCAGGAGCUGCAGGAGGCCAAGGUGGCUCGGCGGCAGGCAGAAGAGGCGCUGGCUCACGCCGUCCAGGCAGACAAGGCCAAAGCAGCUGACCUCAGGGUAGCCCACCAGGCCCAUCAGGACGAGAUCCAGCGUAUCAAACGUGAGAGUGAAAGGGACAUCCGGAGACUGAUGGAGGAGCUGCGGGGCAGGGAUCGUGUAGUUCAGGCUCUGGAGAAGGAGCUGGGUGUGCAGGCAGGUCAGACCCAGCGGCUGCUGCUGCAGAAAGAGGAGGCCGAACGGCAUCACGGAAGCCCAAAGAGAGAAGUGGUCCCCAUACUCGGAGAGAACAACGACUCCUAUAUCAGCCAGGAGAUAGAUGAGAGGGACACUCGCAGGUUCCAGUUGAAGAUUGCUGAGCUGCAGGCCGUCAUCAGGAAACUAGAAGACAGAAACACACUGCUGUCAGAUGAGAGGACUGAACUGCUGAAGCGUGUUCGAGAAACGGAUGGACAGAUGAAACCUCUAUUGGAGAAGAACAGGAGGGUCAGUAAAAAGAACGAAGAGCUGCUGCAGACCUUACAACGCAUGGAGGACAAACUAAAGACCCUUAGCCGUGAGAACGCAGAACUGAAAGAGAAGGUGAGCUCUGAGCCUCAGCAUACACUGCUGAAGAGGCCCAGUUCUCUAACUGAUCUAAGCCACACCCAUGAACAGCACGAGGUGGAGUUUCUGCGGAUGCAAGUCAGCGAACAGUGCAGUGUCAUUGAGGAGCUAAAGCAGGAGAGGGACAGACUGAUAAUCAACAGAAAGACCAAAAGGAAGAACAUCAAACUCCCAAAGAGACAUGUUGUGGAGACAUAUUUUGGAUUUGAUGAGGAAUCCAUUGAUUCAGAAACCUCUUCUCUGACAUCCUACAAUACCGACCGUACAGACCACACCCCCGCCACACCAGAGGAGGAGCUUGAGGAUGCCUUCUCUCGGGAGGAGGCGGAGCUUCGUUUUCGGCAGCUGACACGAGAAUAUCAGGCACUGCAGCGAGCCUAUGCCCUUCUCCAGGAAACCACAGGACCCCUGGACCCUGAAAGACACUGCAGGACGCGGGAGCAGCUGCAGGCGGACCUGAAUGCCUGCCAGGCCCGGAUCGCUGACUUGGAGAGGAGCCUGGCAGAGAAGGGGCAGGAUUCAAAGUGGGUGGAGGAGAAGCAGACUCUCAUCAGGGUUAAUCAGGAACUGAGAGAAAAGAUAGAGUCACUGGAGAAGUGUGCGCUAGGCUUGCGGUCCGAGGUUCGGGACACGCAAGAGCAAAACGAGCUGCUGGAGUUCCGCAUCCUCGAACUGGAAGAAAGGGAGCGGCGUUCCCCAGCCUUUAACCUGCAUUUCUCUGCCUCGGAAAACAACAGCAGCCUGCAGCUACACUGCCAACAGGAAGGCAUCAAGGAUGUCAUUAUUCCUGAGCUCAUGAAGAAGCUGGACAUACUGGGAGACAAUGGGAACUUGCGGAACGAGGAGCAGGUAACGGUCAUUCAGGCCAGCACUGUCCUGUCCCGCUGUGAAAAGUGGCUGAAGCAGAUAGACAGCACAGAGGCAGCUCUCACACAGAAGAUGAUUGAUCUUGAGAAUGAGAAGGAGCUGUUCAGUAAGCAGAAAGGCUUCCUUGAGGAGGAGCUGGACUACAGAAAACAGGCCUUAGACCAAGCCCACCUGAGGGUUCAGGAGCUGGAGGCCACACUGUAUGCAAUGCUACAACAGGAGCCAGACAACCGACUGGCUGAGAGUUUGAGUGACAGGCAGCGGGCAGAGCUGGCAGAGUCCAUGGAGGCCGUGCGGAGGCAGAUCCUCAGGCAGAGCCGCCAUGCAGAUACACUGAUCCUACAGCAGCGCAUGGAGCUCCUCCAGUCCGCACAGCAGAGGAUCAGAGAACUGGAGGACAAGAUUGAUAUGCAGAGACGACAAAUCAAAGAGAUCGAAGAGAAGUUUUUAUUUCUUUUCUUGUUUUUCUCCCUAGCUUUUAUUCUCUGGCCUUAAAUACAUUUACACAUACACACAUUCAAACGCACUGAAAAAUAUAAUAUAGUCAAGCCUUCUUACAAGGAAUAAAGUAACUGAUCACAGGUUAUUUCUUGAGUUAACUUAAUUUUAUUCACACAAAAGUUGGUACUACAUCUCAGUUUAGUCAACAAUACUUUUUGAGUUGAGCCUCAAAAACAUCAGUAAAUAAGCUACAGCUGAAAUUGUCUAAGUGUGUAAGAUGUUUAGUCUGACACUUGUAAAGGAUUUAAAUAAUAGCCUUAUACAUGAAGAGCAGGCAUUAAAUAUGAGCCACAUGCAAAAAAUCACAGUUCUGUUUACUUAGUACUCCCAUCAACACCACAGGAGUCUGAGAAUGUGAUAUGAUAAUCAUACAAAAGUCUAAGAUAUACUAAGAUUCUCCUAUAUUCUAAACAGCAGAUGUGAAUUAACAAUAACUCAUUAAGGGGGAAGAGCCACAGACAUAAAUAUAUAAAUUGGCAAGGAAUAGGAUGUAAAUCCUUUGGAAUUUGUUUUCUACAUAAAUGUAAUAUUUCGUAAAAUGUUAUCUGAUUUUCAUCCAAGUUAAGGGUAUUAACAAAUAUAUUGUUCCUGAUAUAGUAACACAAAAAAUCUUAUGAUCGUUAAGAAGAAACAUAAAAACUUUAAAGUGCUAGUGGAAAAAGUAUGUGCUAGUAUGAUAACCCUUGUAUUAAUGACCUCAAAAAUACUAAUUAGAGUCAAAUGUCAGCAUACCUUCUGUCUUGCUAGUUUGGAGGUGUGGACUAAAGUUAAUUUGACUAAUAAAAAACACUGAAACUUUGUGAUUUUGCUCUGCACAAAAAGGAUGGCACAAAAGAGCUUUCAAAUGAUCUACAAAAAUAAAUUAAUAAUUGGUAUAGUGAUUUCAAAGACUGUAGAAAUUCACCACUCUUUAAUGCAGCAAAGCAGUCUCGAUGUAUCAAAAAAUUCUACAGGAUAAUGUAAGAGUGUCUGUAGAGCAGCUAAAACUCUGUAGAAGCUGGGUGAUGCAACAGGACAAUGACCCAAGACAGGAUACAACAUACUUAAUUUAAAUGGGAAAUAGUUGUUACAUUUUACUGUAUUUAUGUUUAUUUGCAUCUGUUCAAAUCAUAUGUGGUGAUUUUUUUCAGGCAAAAACACUCGUAUUGCUGUGAUAAAUGGAGUAGUGUAAUUUGCUUUGGUGCCUAAAACUUUUGCACAGUACUGUACAUUGCUAAAGUAGUUCUGACAGGUAGAAUGGGCUUAUAUUCCUCCUGAACGAUGUGCAGGUCUCAUGCAGAGCUACAUGAAAUGCUUGAUGAGGUUACUGCUGCCAGGGGGUCAACCAGGUCACUUACAACUACCACUUUGAGUGUUGAUUUAGUGUGUUGAAUAAAGACCUGCAGGGUCAAAUAUUUUGUGUUAUUAUUUUAGAUACAUUAUAUUUGUUAAUACCUUUCACUUGGAUAAAGGACAUAUUAUUUUAUAUAAAAUAUAUAAGCAAUUUCAGUUGUAGCUCAUUUGAUUUUAUUUUACAUUAUGUAUUGUUGAAAAAACAUAAGUUAAGAUACCUCGAGUUAAGUUAAGUCAUUAGUUACUUUAUCUUUUUAAUAAGGCCAUACUGUAGAUAUAUUUUACAGUGCACAAACACACUCACACACACACACACACAUCCCAGGUGCAGUAUCUGAAUGGAAGUUACAGACUCCUCUUGCCACUUCUGAACUCUGGUCAGACGAACAUUCCUCAGUUAUUUUAUGAUCUUUUUAAUAUUUUUAUGCAUUUCAAAUUGUCAACAUCACAGAGUCCAGGUAAAAGCUGCUUCACUCAGUCUCUCUUAACUGAUUAUAGUAUAGAAUAAAGUGUAUUAUUUUAACCUGAACAUUUGUUAUAAUGAGUGUAUUAACACACCUCUACACUUGUCUAAUAAUUGCUUUUAGUUUCAAUAAAUAAAGUUGUAUUUUCUUCA
Molecule: messenger RNA, 4729 nt
Organism: Astyanax mexicanus (Mexican tetra)
Lineage: Eukaryota; Metazoa; Chordata; Actinopteri; Characiformes; Acestrorhamphidae
Gene: jakmip1
Product: janus kinase and microtubule interacting protein 1
Exons: 21
Coding region: 307-2775 (822 amino acids)
Molecular function (GO): kinase binding; microtubule binding; GABA receptor binding
Source: RefSeq, a predicted model, not a curated record